GAGUUUCAGGUGUGACAGUUUGAAUGAGGCCAGUGUGGAAGGCUGCCGCCAUGUCUUUAAGGAAGGUUGAGUUAGAAUGUCAGUUAGAGGCAGCCAAGCUGGAUUCUGCUUCUCCUCCUUUGUGAAUGAAGCAUCCAGGGGAAGGUUGGUUGGCUGGCAGAGGGGGAGAUUAUGCACCCUCCGUCAAGCCUGAGAGAGAGGUCUUUGAGAAAGCCUGGGGAACCACGGUGCAUCAGUGCAGAGGCUGCUGAGGCUUUAGGAAAACAGUUGAAAAUAUGUGGCUAUAAGAAAAAUAAUGAAGUUACCGAUUUGUAUCUUGGUGAAAAAUUCAGAAUCUAACUAUGUUGAAGCAUAACUGCUGCUUGACAGAACUGUACCUCAACAAUAAUGAAAUCCGAGAUAUAUCAGGUGCUCUGAAACAUAUUCAUGUGUUGCGAAUCCUGAUGCUUCACAACAAUCACCUGAAAACCCUGGAGAAAACUGUGAAAGAGCUUCAAGGAAUGCAGCAUCUGCAGACCUUAAACCUGUUUAAUAACCCCAUGUCUCAUGAUCGCAGAUACCAUCUGUACGUAAUAUACCACAUUCCUUCAUUAACAUUGUUUGACAGAAAAGGUAGAAACUGUUUCUCCCCCGCUUUCUUAAUAGACAUGAAGGAAUCACUUAAUGCUUUUAUAUCUGAACAAGAAGCAAUGCAUUUGUGGCUGCCCUUACUCAGCAGCCAUCAAUUUUCUCCAGAUAAUGCCAUCUAUUCCUAUGUUACAGAAGUAACUUCAAAAGAGAGAGUAUCAGCUGUUCAUAUAUAUGACCAUGAACGGUCCCUCGUGCUUCAUUCUAUAGGAUUUGGGAAGAAAAUCGAUGAGCCGUUUUUGCCCAAGCAAUCAUUUUGCCUAACACCAACCAAAGUGAUAAGAUUGCCUCCAGGUUGCGAGUUUGGAAAUCACCUGGUUAAGAUUCCGUAUGAAAACCCAGAACAUGCUGUACUUGUGAGGGCCAUGAGGCGAUCUGUCAUGGAGUUCGCCACUGUUGACUGGGAGAAGAUGCCCACCUGCGAAGAGAAACGCCUUGGCAGCAAUCCAGAAAAAAGGCCAGAGAGACUGACAAUUAAGUUUCGAUAAAUGUGGCUUUUCUCCAACAGUUCUCUCUUAAAAAAAAAAAAAAACCAAAAACCCCACACAU
Messenger RNA from Podarcis muralis (Common wall lizard), 1176 nucleotides. The record is from RefSeq and is a predicted model, not a curated record. Lineage: Eukaryota; Metazoa; Chordata; Lepidosauria; Squamata; Lacertidae.